AUGGCCUCUACAGAGACUUUGACACUGCCUGCUCCAGCAGAGCCCUCCCAGUCCACAGAGCAAUUGGAGCUUCAGCCAUCAAAACUGAAAGCUAAGGAAGAGGAGACAGUGGAAACAGCAGUGAUGCGGCUGUGGCAAGGACGGCCUUGCCACGGGCUCCUGGAGCGCGCUGCAGCAGAGGUGGCUGCAGCAGCAGCGGUGGAGGCGGCGGGGACGGAUUGGCGACAUCUGAGGCUCGGCUCCCACGCCGCCACCUUGGCGGCUGCCAUGUCCUCCUCCACCACCUCCUCCUCCCCGAAGGAGGAGACGUACGAGGAGGAGGACCGGGAGUUCGAGAGCCAGGCCAAGCGCCUCAAGACCGAGGAAGGAGACAUCGGCUACUCGGCGGAGGAGAGCGAGACUCGCCAGGAAGCGACGCCUCAGGCCGGGAGCGACAGCGACAGCGACAAAGAAGAGGGCGAAGGCGACGACGGCGAUGAAGAUGAAGGAGGCAGCGGCGGAGACGAAGGCGGCAGCGGCGGCGGCGGCCCCCGGAGCGUGCCCCAGUCCAUGGAAGGAGGUGGAAGUCAUCAUCAAGUUUCUGUCUCCCCUGUUGUGCAUGCCCCAGGGCUCUGUGAGUCGGUGGUGGAAGCCGACCUUGUGGAGGCGCUGGAGAAAUUUGGGACAAUAUGCUACGUGAUGAUGAUGCUGUUUAAAGGACAGGCUCUAGUGGAGUUUGAAAAUGUCGAUAGUGCCAAAGAGUGUGUGACAUUUGCUGCAGAUGAGCCUGUGUACAAUGCUGGCCAACAGGCUUUCUUCAACUAUUCUGCAAGUAAAAGAAUCACCCGGCCAGGAAACACUGAUGAUCCCUCAGGGGGCAACAAAGUUCUCCUGCUCUCCAUUCAGAAUCCUCUUUAUCCAAUCACGGUGGAUGUUCUAUAUACAGUAUGCAACCCUGUUGGAAAAGUACAACGUAUUGUUAUAUUCAAGAGAAAUGGGAUGCAAGCAAUGGUUGAGUUUGAGUCGGUCCUUUGUGCCCAAAAAGCUAAAGCAGCACUCAAUGGAGCUGAUAUAUAUGCCGGAUGUUGCACACUAAAAAUCGAAUAUGCAAGGCCAACUCGUCUAAAUGUGACUAGGAAUGACAAUGACAGUUGGGACUACACUAAACCUUAUUUGGGAAGACGAGAUAGAGGAAAGGGUCUCCAGAGACAAGCCAUUUUGGGAGAUCAUCCUUCUUCGUUUAGACAUGAUGGCUAUGGAUCGCAUGGUCCAUUGUUGCCUUUACCAAGUCGUUACAGGAUGGGCUCUAGAGAUACAGCUGCACUUGUUGCUUAUCCAUUACCACAAGCUUCUUCCUCUUACAUGCAUGGAGGAAGUCCCUCUGGCUCCGUUGUCAUGGUCAGUGGAUUACACCAGCUCAACAUGAAUUGUUCAAGAGUCUUCAACCUGUUCUGCUUGUAUGGAAAUAUCGAAAAGGUAAAAUUUAUGAAGACCAUUCCUGGCACAGCACUUGUAGAAAUGGGUGACAAGUAUGCUGUAGAAAGAGCUGUCACACACCUUAAUAAUGUCAAACUCUUUGGGAAAAGACUUAAUGUUUGUGUAUCUAAACAACAUUCAGUUGUUCCAAGUCAAGUAUUUGAGCUGGAGGAUGGUACAAGUAGCUACAAAGAUUUUGCAAUGAGUAAAAAUAAUCGCUUUACAAGUGCUGGCCAAGCAUCUAAGAAUAUAAUCCAGCCACCCUCCUGUGUGCUGCAUUAUUAUAAUGUUCCACUGUGUGUCACAGAGGAGACCUUCACAAAGUUGUGUAACGACCACGAAGUCCUUCCAUUCAUCAAAUACAAAGUGUACGACGGGAAAGCUUCUGCUAAAACCCUCUCAGGGUUGCUGGAGUGGAAAUGCAAGACUGACAAAGCCGUGGAAGCCCUCACUGCACUCAACCACUACCAGAUCCGAGUCCCAAAUGGUUCCAACCCCUAUACAUUGAAGCUUUGCAUUUCUACAUCAUCCCAUUUACAAGAAGAGAAGAGCAUGUUAGAUUUACGUUCAUCUUUAUUACAGUUUUAAAGCUAUACUUCAUUAAAAAUAUUCUAAAAUGGUU
Molecule: messenger RNA, 2077 nt
Organism: Peromyscus leucopus (white-footed mouse)
Lineage: Eukaryota; Metazoa; Chordata; Mammalia; Rodentia; Cricetidae
Product: heterogeneous nuclear ribonucleoprotein L-like
Exons: 4
Coding region: 1-2043 (680 amino acids)
Biological process (GO): mRNA processing; regulation of RNA splicing
Cellular component (GO): nucleus
Molecular function (GO): mRNA binding
Source: RefSeq, a predicted model, not a curated record